UCCUCUUCCUCUUCCAUCUCCUCCUCCUUCUCCUUCUUCCUCAUCUUCAUCUUCCUCCGUUUUCUCCUUCUCCCGUUCCAUCCUUUUCACUUUCCACUUUCCUUCCUCUUCUCCUUGUCUUUCACCUCCGUUUUCGCCUUCUGAAAAUUCUUGUCCUCAUUCUUGUCUUCAUUUUACUCUUUAUCCUUCUUAUCCAAGUCCUCGACCCUCAUCUUGAUCGUCACCUAGGUCUUUUCCAUUAUCGUUGAAUCUUCAACGAACGUUCGGCCGUGUAUCUGAAAACGUUUCUUUCGAGCCAACAACACGGGAAUAAGUGGAGCACAACGGCGGGCUGCCGAUGUCGUUUCGAGGAGUUCGAGAAACUUUCAUAGACAUACUGGCCAAAGGAUACUGCUUUGAACUUAACAUUACGGAUUCUCAUUUACGCUUGCCUGAUGCGUCGAAAGUGAUUGGAGCAGUGGGAGCGAGCAUGUAACCCGGUGAAACUUCAGACCGAUCAGUGCCUAAGAAUUCGUAGGAAAUCAAAAACGCACAACAGCCCCGCAACUGGACCGACUCAGUGUGUGUCAGAGUGUGAAGGAUAGUGCGGAAGAGGUCAAACACGACGGGUAGACUUACGUCCCGAAAGUCUGAUCAAGGCUGUUGUAGGUACGCUGCAGGGGAUGUUGGUGCGGACAGACAUUGAAGAAAACUGAAAUGCUCGUCGUGUAAAGUGCGUUUGCACGAUUAUAGCGGAACGUGUCAAACGCAUCGAUCCCAGAACGGACGAAAACUUGGAGAACAUCGUCGGCUCCGAAUUAAGAUUCUCGUAAUGUAAUAUUUUAAUUAUUAGUUGAUUAGGAAGAUCGUGUUAAGGCGAGAGUAAGGAGUGCGUGAAGAAAUUCGCAAAGGAGCGCGGAAAAGGGUGGGAGAAAAGGGAAAGAAAUGUCGGGUGAAACCGAGAUUGAGGUGUCGGUGGUGUCCGAGGAGGAUCUCGAACUGGACGGCUCGCGGAGUUGCUCGACACCGGCUGAACUGUUGCUGCAAGAAAAGAAUGGAAAAGGUGGCUGCGCUCUUGGAAAUUCUUUUUCUUUCGAAGUUGGAAAAGUCGCGUUGCGUCCGGCGUGCAAUCCACAGUACACCUCCUUCAGCAUAUCGAGCAUUCUUGGAAGACCGGAGUCGCCGCCGGCCGAGUCCGACAUCACCGUUGAAGUCGACCGGCAACAUGACGAACGGUCUUCGCCCCCCGUGCCGGCUUCCUCGACGCCGGGAGUCCUUCUCCCCGGCACUGUACCUGGAACUACCAAUACGUCCCAACGAAUUCUUGCCUCGCGAGACAGUCCGGCUGGUCGAAUUAGCCCUGCUGGAGGCCGACUUCUUUCGCCGGCUAAUCUUCGACUGGUAGGUCAGCGGCUUGGCGGAAAUCACACGGAGCAACAACGCUCGAUCGUCACCCAAAGAAUCGGCUGUGCGCCAAUGGUCACGGGCUCUUCGUCGUUCCAAUCAAGCGAUUCCGGGCACCCUCUCAUGGGUCAGGCGUCAGCUGACCUCGCAAUGCUCUCCAGGUUAGGUCUCAUGUCGUCUUUGAUUACCGGUCGCUAUCCAGUGGGAAUCGGCGUGGGAGGAGUAUUCUUCCCAUCUACGUUACAACAAUUUCAUGAACAGCAUCAACAGCAUCAGCAUCAGCAGCAAUCCCGAUUGACUGCAUCCUCGGUCCUGAGCAAUGCGGUUACCGGGCAGUCCGAUAUUGCCGACGCGGAUGGAAUACGCGGAGCCGUCCUACCCGGUGGCGGCGUCGGCGUCGGCGUCGGCGGCGUUGGUGUGGGUGUCGGAUGGCCUUUCCCAUGGAGAACGUCUAAUGCACUUCAGACGCUCGACCAUUCCUCAUCGGGCGACGUUGUCGCCGGCUCUCUAAGUCGCAUCAGUCCAGGAACGGCUUUAUUCCAGCAAAGAGGAGAAGAACUCGACGAGGAUAAUGGAGGUGGUGCCGAGGAGAGAUCCCAUCGGACAAGGGAUAGGAGCCCAUCGACGGGGGACGAAGCUCACGACGAGUUGGCCGAUCAGGAUGACGUUCCAGAAAUCGAUGGCGAAGGCGAGGGCUCGGCUCCAACGAGGAUCCUUCAUUCGUCAGGCGGUGGCAAUGGCGGCGGUCAAACCCUGCAGCAGGUCGGUGUUGACGGAAGAGAUACCGGAAGCAUUAAAAGGAAGAAAAAGACACGAACCGUAUUCUCGCGGUCGCAGGUCUUUCAGCUGGAGAGUACCUUCGACAUGAAGCGCUACCUCUCGUCCUCGGAGAGGGCUGGCUUGGCAGCCUCGCUGCGUCUCACUGAGACUCAGGUUAAGAUAUGGUUUCAAAAUCGACGAAACAAAUGGAAGAGGCAGCUGGCCGCGGAACUCGAGGCGGCAAAUAUGGCGCACGCGGCUCAGCGUCUCGUUCGCGUUCCUAUCCUUUAUCACGAGGCGUCGGCAAAUAAUUCGGCCGGCGUGACUACGGGCGCCGGCUCCGUUGUUGUCUCGGGAGCUGGAGCCGGUCCAGGACACGGGCAUGCUCAUGCUCACGGUCACAAUCCACCUGUUCCCGUUACUCCCUGUGGCAGUACGACGCCCGGUGGAAUUGGUGUCGGGCAUCCCGGUGUCGUUGCUUCGUCGGGCAUAGGACCCCCGGCCCACUCUGGAGCUGCAACGGGGACAACCGGAAUCUCACAUUCGGUCGGAGUUGCUGUUGGCGUCGGUGUCGGCACGUCGUGCGCAUCCACCGUCGGCAGCCAACCGAUAUUCUACUCGCACCACCAUCAACAUCACCACCAUCAUCACCCGCAGCACGUUCAGUCUCACAGUUUGUUGCCUCAUCAGGUUCAUCCGCAACCGCCCCCCCCGCCGCCGCCGCCGCCGAAUCCCCAACCACCCUCCUCCUCCUCGCAAUAACCCAACAUAUUUUCCCUACCACAUUCCCGAUUUCAUGCACUUGCUUCCUCCAAUGAUUCGUAUUGAUCUGCAGAAUUUAAUUGUCUAUAAUUAUUAUCGGCAAAUAAAUGACGAAUAAACAAGGUGUCCGAGACGGCGCCCGACUCCAAUAUUCUUCCCCAAUCCAGACUUUCCGAUUAUCGUAAUUUUGUCUUUCGAAACUAUCCGUGGAAAUUACAGCCUCGUCGCAUCGGCUUUUAUCAUUUCCCCGGUGUUAUAAUAUCGCGUGCUCGCUGACACGAAACGCAACGCGCGACAUAAGGCAGCGGCAUCGUGCGACUCGUCCCGAGGGAUUCGUCACUGACAAUUUUGCACAAUGGCUCUCCCAAUGUCGCUCCACACGCUCCACACACUCCACAGGCUCCUCGUCUGGCAUCUUGGUUGACUCGUCCGUCUCCUUCAACCCUUUCAGCUCAUCUCUAACGCGACAACAGUUGUGGCAAUAUCAACAACCACAUCAUCAACAGCAAUGGAAGUAGCAACGUAAAGUACUCGCCACCACCCUAUCGGCGGACUCUCUUUCUCUCUCUCUCUGUCCCUCGUAUUCCACAUGGUAUCUCUAUCGUUCUCCAUAAAUGGAUGGACGCCAACGAAAAAGGGUGCCUUUGAGCCUGUUCGUUGCUGCCAGAUUAAUUAACGAAGCGCUCGCCUGGGGGCCGCAGAAGGAUCAGCUACUCCAAUGCGAGAGUGGUCAUAGGAUCCACCUACCUACCUACCUACCACCUACCUACCUACCUACCUACCUAUCUAUGUAUGUAUGUAUGUAUGUAUGUAUUUACUUGUGAACCUGCCUACCACGUUACCUAUUAUCUGCGCAUCCAUCUGAAGAUCAUCUCAUUCGUUCGUUAAUACAACAGUUUACCCAACUUCCUUCCUUGUAACUCGGGUCGAGGUUCCACAUCUAUUUUUGUUUCCGAGUCAACCUCUUAGGGCGUACAACACGAAAUUUUACUCAAUAUGUAAUUAUCACAUGACAUCUGCUCUGUGAUGAAGCCAGAGACUCUUCAAUUACCUACCGGUGUCUGUCUGUAAAACUUUUUGUCAAACAAUACAUCAGACCGAAAUUUAUCAGAAA
Messenger RNA from Cephus cinctus (wheat stem sawfly), 4018 nucleotides. RefSeq lists its product as uncharacterized. Gene Ontology annotation, cellular component: nucleus. NCBI's taxonomy places the organism in Eukaryota, Metazoa, Arthropoda, Insecta, Hymenoptera, Cephidae. The record is from RefSeq and is a predicted model, not a curated record. The transcript has 4 exons. Bases 925 to 2904 code for a protein of 659 amino acids. Gene Ontology annotation, biological process: regulation of transcription by RNA polymerase II. Gene Ontology annotation, molecular function: RNA polymerase II transcription regulatory region sequence-specific DNA binding; DNA-binding transcription factor activity, RNA polymerase II-specific.